AUGGCAAAGGUUGAGAAAAAUUUUUCUACUAUGGAAAGGAGUUCAACACUAUUUAACAUCCUGGAAGUUGAUGGAAUCCCUUUGCCAGUAUUAUCAAAAGAAAUGUGGAAUAAAAUCUCUAAUUUCCAAGCCAGACCUGAUGACCUUUUUCUGGUAACUUACCCAAAGUCAGGUACAACAUGGAUGCAAGAAAUUUUAGACAUGAUUAAAAAUGAUGGUGAUGUGGAGAAAUGCAAAAGAGUCAAUACUCUGGAAAGAUACCCAUUCCUUGAAGUGAAAUUUCCCCAUAAAGAAAAAUCAGAUUUGGAGAUUGCUCUUGAAAUGUCCUCACCACGACUGAUAAAAACACAUCUCCCUUCACAUCUGAUUCCACCAUCUAUCUGGAAAGAAAAUUGCAAGAUUAUCUAUGUGGCCAGAAAUGCCAAGGAUUGCCUGGUGUCUUUCUACCACUUUCACAGGAUGGCUUCCCUAUUGCCUGAUCCUCAGAACUUUGAGGAAUUUUAUGAGAAAUUCAUGUCAGGAAAUGUUUUAUUCGGGUCCUGGUUUGACCAUGUGAAAGGAUGGUGGGCUGCAAAAGACACGCACCAGAUCCUCUACCUCUUCUAUGAGGAUAUAAAAAGGAAUCCAAAACAUGAGAUCCACAAGGUGUUGGAAUUCUUGGAGAAAACUUUGUCAGAUGAUAUUAUAAACAGGAUCAUCCACCAUACCUCAUUUGAUGUGAUGAAGUAUAAUCCCAUGGCUAACCAAACUGUGGUACCUUCUUACAUAUUGAAUCAUUCCAUCUCAAAAUUCAUGAGGAAAGGGAUGCCUGGAGACUGGAAGAACCAUUUUACUGUGACUAUGAAUGAAAAAUUUGAUGAGUAUUAUGAGAAGAGGAUGACAGGGGCCACACUGACCUUCUGCACAGAGAUCUGAGAGCAACAACAACAACAAGAGGCAGAUAUUAUACCAACUAUUUUGCCUUUUGUUCUGUCUGUUGGGCAAGGCACUGUGACUGAAUGUGGAGCUUAUGAGCUUCAGUCCCUUUCUCCUAGAGUUGUGACUAGUCUGGCACAAUAUUAAAACAUGAUUUAAAAUAUCAAUAAACCACCUACUCCAGUAAAUAAAGUAAGAGGA
Messenger RNA from Pongo pygmaeus (Bornean orangutan), 1116 nucleotides. Its product is annotated as sulfotransferase 1C3-like. The coding region runs from base 1 to 915 and encodes 304 amino acids. Gene Ontology annotation, molecular function: sulfotransferase activity. The record is from RefSeq and is a predicted model, not a curated record. The transcript is spliced from 7 exons. Lineage: Eukaryota; Metazoa; Chordata; Mammalia; Primates; Hominidae.